Lactuca virosa is the source of this 513-nucleotide messenger RNA. The record is from the annotation of a GenBank genome assembly. NCBI's taxonomy places the organism in Eukaryota, Viridiplantae, Streptophyta, Magnoliopsida, Asterales, Asteraceae.
AUGUUGUUUGGAGCCAUCUCACAAACAAUCUUCACUGUUCGGAGACAUGCACCGGAAUUAAUUCGUCCAGCACAACCCACUCCUCGAGAACUGAAGCCUCUCUCCGAUAUUGACGAUCAGGAAGGACUUCGUUUUCACAUCCCGCUGAUUUAUAUUUAUCGUCAGGACCCAAAAAUGAGAAACAAGAAUCCGGCGACUGUGAUCAGGGAAGCUUUGGCCAAAGUGCUGGUGUUCUACUACCCCUUUGCUGGCAGGCUAAAAGAAGGUCCGGCAAGGAAGCUGAUGGUUGAUUGCUCCGGUGAUGGUGUGUUGUUUAUUGAGGCUGAGGCGGAUGUUACUUUGAAGCAAUUGGGAGACGCGCUUAUGCCUCCUUUUCCUUGUAUGAAUGAGCUCCUUUAUGAUGUUCCUGGGUCUGAUGGCAUCGUCGACUCACCAUUGCUGCUGAUUCAGGUGAUAUUUUAUAUGUCGUUUUUGGUAGAAAGAAUCGUUUUAAUAAUGUCAACUAAGAGAUAA